ACACGUUUGUGUGUUUGUCCAGGGCAUGCCGGAGCAGUGGGCCCGUCUCCUUCAAACCUCCAACAUCAGUAAAUCUGAACAGAAACAGAAUCCUCAGGCCGUCCUUGACAUUCUCAAAUUCUAUGACUCCACCAGUGGAAAACAGAAAUACCUCAGUUUUUCUGCAUCAAAUAAGGACUCGCAAUCACCAGGCAAGCAGGGUGCGAUGACCUCCCCAUCAGGAGGUAAGGAUGGUGACGAUGACGAUGAUGAUGCACCACCUCCGGUUGUUGCACCACGACCAGAGCACACAAAAUCAGUGUACACGAGGUCGGUGAUAGAUCCGCUCCCAGCUUCAGAUGGAGCAGCUGACAAACAGAAAAAGAAAGGAGGCAAGAUGACCGACGAGGAGAUCAUGGAGAAACUAAGUAUAUAA
Monopterus albus (swamp eel) is the source of this 415-nucleotide messenger RNA. Its product is annotated as serine/threonine-protein kinase PAK 2-like. NCBI's taxonomy places the organism in Eukaryota, Metazoa, Chordata, Actinopteri, Synbranchiformes, Synbranchidae. The record is from RefSeq and is a predicted model, not a curated record. The transcript has 4 exons. Bases 26 to 415 code for a protein of 129 amino acids.